Messenger RNA from Chiroxiphia lanceolata (lance-tailed manakin), 1743 nucleotides. Its product is annotated as kelch-like protein 32. Gene Ontology annotation, molecular function: protein binding. The coding region runs from base 87 to 557 and encodes 156 amino acids. The record is from RefSeq and is a predicted model, not a curated record. NCBI's taxonomy places the organism in Eukaryota, Metazoa, Chordata, Aves, Passeriformes, Pipridae. The transcript is spliced from 5 exons.
UUUAAAAGCGAUAGACUCACUUCACUCAGUGAAGAACAGAUCUGGCAGGAGGAGUAACAAAUACUGCGCAGUAUCAAAACAGGCUCAUGGUCUAUGAUCCUAAGCAGAAUAAGUGGUUAAGCCGUAGCCCAAUGUUGCAGAGGAGAGUGUAUCACUCCAUGGCAGCUGUCCAAAGGAAACUUUAUGUGUUAGGUGGGAAUGAUCUUGACUACAACAAUGAUCGGAUCCUGGUCCGGCACAUAGACUCCUACAGCAUAGAUGCCGACCAGUGGACACGUUGCAACUUCAACAUGUUGACAGGUCAAAAUGAAUCUGGAGUUGCUGUCCACAAUGGUAGAAUAUAUUUAGUUGGUGGCUAUUCAAUUUGGACAAAUGAGCCUUUGGCAUGUAUCCAGGUGCUGGAUGUUAGCAAGGAGGGGAAGGAAGAGGUAUUCUAUGGGCCUACACUCCCCUUCGCUUCCAAUGGAAUAGCUGCAUGCUUUCUGCCAGCUCCAUAUUUCACAUGCCCCAACCUUCAGACCUUGCAAGUGCCUCACCAUAGGAUUGGCACAAUGUGAGACACUCCUUGCGCUUCACAAAAUCAGAAGUGGAGGGGGAAAGCAUCAAACCUUGUGUAUAGAAGGGUUUCUCUGGGUCAAUGAGAAGAAUCAAUCUACAUGGACUGCUGCUUUACCAUCACACAUUUGUCUUAAGGUCAGAUCACAACAAGCAGGAAGGACGCUACAAAAACUGUCUGCAGUUUCUCUCCUCUGCCUCAGAUGUAGAAGCACAUACAUGAGAGUGUUUGGCAUUUUUGCUGGUGACUACUUGCUAUGUGUCUACUUCAUUUCCUUAUGCAACUUUGUAAGGCAUUGUGGAUGCUCUCAGCUCCUUCUGGGAUGCUCUUUUUUGGGGUCUUUAUGUUCAGUUGUUCACCAACAGCGCUUUCAAAGAUGAUAGAAAGCUCUGUUUAUGUUGAUAAAGAUAAUAUCAUACUCUGGCAAUUAUGCAACUUACUUGAUACCUUUGGCAAAAAGAAUAACAAAUGUGUUGACUUCCAAUUCCCGAACUCUGUCGUUUACAAUUUCUCAUGUAAUAAUACUUCAUUUUAAAUUUAAAUACUUCAAAACAGAUUAAAACAAAGCAAAAAAGCAAACAAGCCCUAUAGGAUAUGGGGAACAGAUAAAAAUUGUCUCAGCUGAAAGAGAAAGAAACUGAUGCCUCAUGGUUAAACUCAAGUCUGAACUGAAUUUGUUUGUCUGAGAAUCUAAAUAUUGUUUGGGAUGUCAUUUACCAAGGUCUACUAUCAAAUAAAUGUUACCUUCUGUCAUAUGAUCAAUUCUUCCUGACAGCUGCAGUCUUUUAAUGGUGGAGAUCAGCCUCUUUACUGUAUAAUUAAAAUGUGCCAUUUACUUAAUAUUUUUAAUAUCCAGUUUGCAAGGGGUCACCACAUUUACAAUUAUCAAUGAACAGUCUCAUUUUGUCCAACAUAUGGUCCCACAAAUCACUGGUCUCCAGAGGCUAAACAGGUGUAGAACAAUGUCAAUAUUUAUUUUUUUAUUCUUUCCAUUUAUAUAGUGUGUCUCCAUUCCAUUCUCCAGGCAUAUGCCAGCUCACAACAAAUACUCUAACCUGGUAUAUUUUGGCUUUGCUGGGCUACUGCAGCCCCUGUCUCUUAUUUCUGUGUUUUAUUUACAUAGCUAACAAAAUUUUCAAUGUUUGUAAAUAUUAACCAAGCAUGUUAUUAAAUCUUCCUCUAUUUCU